Messenger RNA from Dreissena polymorpha, 9899 nucleotides. RefSeq names its product protein crumbs homolog 1-like. The coding region runs from base 442 to 6972 and encodes 2176 amino acids. Lineage: Eukaryota; Metazoa; Mollusca; Bivalvia; Myida; Dreissenidae. Gene Ontology annotation, cellular component: plasma membrane; protein-containing complex. The record is from RefSeq and is a predicted model, not a curated record. Gene Ontology annotation, molecular function: calcium ion binding. Gene Ontology annotation, biological process: heterophilic cell-cell adhesion; establishment or maintenance of epithelial cell apical/basal polarity. The transcript has 25 exons.
CUGGAUUAAACCGGCCUGAGAUAACUUCUUUGGAAUAAGUAUUGUGCAAGUAAAUACAGACGUGCAAACAAACUGUCUAAAAUGUUAAUUUGUAUUGCAAGUUUAUUUCAAUGGACUUGCGUUCUCGAUUAAAACGCAAACUCAAAAAUAUAAGCGUUCUGCACGUGUUAUCACAAUGACGUCACUGUCAAUUUAUUACUGGAUUAAUAACCUCGACGCGCCUCAGAAUAUCGGCGAGACCUGUAACACCGCAUGCUACCAAAGCGGGUUAAUUGUAAAUAAAGAAAGCAUGUGACACUUUAUAAAGACGAUUGUUUUUUAGGACAUUUUAUUAACAGCUAAAGCAGUACAGCAGUUUGCCUUAAUAAAUUGGUGAAUAAACCCGUGGAAGUGACCUGUUACCGUGACAACCAAGGAUGAAGGGACCAGACCCAAGCUUUCAUGAUGGGUAGAGGACGAUACUGGAAUGUUCUCCUGACACUCUUCGUAAUCUGCUUGACAACCAACGCUCAGAAUGCCUGCAACCCAAAUCCCUGCCUGCAUGGAGGGUCAUGUGAUGUGAACCCCGACCAACUGACCUACUUGUGCAGGUGUAAUGACACCUACAUAGGGGCUCGAUGUGAGGGAAUUGUCAGGCACUGUCUGGGAAAGGGGCCUUGUCAGAAUGGGGCCAUUUGUGAAGACUUGCAAGCAGGCGGCUACCAAUGUUUCUGUCGGCCCGGUUACUAUGGAAACCAUUGUCAACUCGAGAUCAAUGAGUGUGACCCAGAUCCUUGUGUAAACAACGCAACAUGUGUGGACAGACUGAAUGAUUUCACAUGCAUCUGCCCUAUUGGUAUGUCAGGCAAGCGCUGCGAAAUCCAAGCAACCACAGGCUGUGAGUCUGACCCCUGUAAGAACGGGGCCACCUGUGUUGCUAUGGAAACGGUGGGUAACUACAGGUGUACCUGCAUGCCAGGGUUCGAAGGUCAGCACUGUGAGGUCAAUGUUGAUGACUGCGUCUCACAUGCCUGCAAGGACUUCCAAGUCUGUGUGGAUUUGGUUGAUGGGCACAGGUGUGAAUGUCCCCAAGGUCGAGAUGGACCAGACUGCCUGACCCUGACAGACGCCUGCAUCAGCAACCCAUGUCAGAACAACGCAGUAUGUGAACAUGAGGUGGACAGAUACAAAUGUGAAUGUACUAAGGGUUACACAGGAAUUAACUGCGAAAUACAAGUAGAUGCUUGCAUCCCCAACCCUUGUUACCAUGGAGCCACCUGCGAAACCACCUUCACCCCUAACCCUGGAUUCCGUUGCCAAUGUGCAGAGGGUUUCCUUGGACCUCGCUGCCAAGGAAAACUGGCGAAUUGCGUAUCCAACCCUUGUUUUAAUAAUGGGUCAUGUUUGGAGAAUAUAAACAUAGCAGGAUUCACUUGCUUGUGUAGAAGUAACUUCACUGGAAGUUUGUGUGAGCUAGCUAUGGAGGGUUGCCUAGCCAUGGGGUGCUCCAAUGGCGGAAGUUGUGCGAGAUCUAAUGAAGGAAACCAAUGUCAGUGUCUACCCGGCUGGGAGGGAGAGAGAUGUCAGACAGAUGUGGAUGAGUGUUGGAACUCGCCAUGCAAGAAUGGCGGGCAGUGCAUCAACUUGGCGGGAACAUAUUUGUGCAUCUGCACCGAUUUCUGGACAGGAAAGGCGUGUGAUGUUGACGAAUUGGAAUGCUCCAGCUCACCGUGUUUGAAUAGAGCUACUUGUGUAGAGGUGACAGGAGGGCCGCCAUCUUGUACAUGUGUGCCAGGUACAACUGGGCAGUUUUGUGAGGCAGUGUUGGAUGUAUGUGACCCUAACCCUUGUCUAAAUGGUGGCACUUGUGCAAAUAAUGGGACAGCUUUCAAGUGCACAUGUCAACUUGGAUUCUCAGGGACAUCAUGUGACCUAAAGGUCAGUCUUUGCCAGCAACUCAGUCCGUGUAAAAACAAUGGCACCUGCAACGAUCGCCUUGGCAACUUCACCUGCACAUGUGCACCGGGGUUCACAGGGGUCAACUGCACUGGUGACCUUCAGGAGUGUGACCUUGACCCCUGUAAAAACGGGGCAACUUGCGUUGAUGGGUUGAAUGCCUUUGCAUGCCAGUGUGCUGCCGGGUUCACAGGCAACCUGUGCGAGGUCAACAUUGACGAGUGUCUCACUAACCCAUGUGUUCACAGCAGCCAAUGUGUGGAUGGGUUAGGCGGUUAUACGUGUGUGUGCUUCCAAGGGUAUACAGGAAAAAACUGCACUGAGGAUAUCAAUGAGUGUUCCAGCUCCCCCUGUCAGUUUGGGGGCACCUGCUCACAGCUCAGUGGCCAUGGUUACAAUUGCUCCUGCCCACCCAGUAUCCGUGGUGACAGGUGUCAGUUUGUUGUCAUGGCAACAUUUGAUGGCUCCUCAUUGGUCAGUCUGCCUACGCUGACUGCCAAUCAGAACAGGCGUAGAAGAUUUGCUGAGUCAGCAAGAAGGCUGCUAGCAGGUGGUAUGAAGUCGGUGAAAAGGACAAAAAGGGGUCAAACUACCGAACUUAUUUUGCAAUUCACAUUCUCGACUACCAUAUUGGAUGGAACGUUGCUUCUGGCCACAGGGUUUUCAGAGUUAAAGCAAGAGCACUACCAUUUUCUUCUUCAACUUCACAAAGGCAGCCUCUAUGCCUCACAGAAUUUCUAUGGAGAAACAUUAACAGGCAACAUUCCAUUGGCAGAAGGGACUUCUAGUCGUAAUGUCAAUGUUGCAAUAACUACCUCACAUACAAACAUUUCAUUGGACGCCUGCUCUCUGAAUGAUUGUGUUGUGUCGUUAAAACCAUCAGUGAUUGGUCCAGCCAUUAUUUUAAAUGAGCACUUCUAUCUUGGUGGGGUUCACGCCAUGACUCCCUAUUUGCGAAGCAAGAUGGCAACUGUGGCUGGCUACUCAGGAUGUCUUGGGAAUCUCACCAUGAACAGCCAACCAAUCAGCAUCAUCCCUAACUCACAGAAUGCAACUCAAACCAACCAAUCAGAUCCAAAGCCAGGGUGCAGAUCACAUGACCUGUGCUCCAAUGUCACGUGUCAAAAUGGCGGCCGGUGUGUGGACAAGUGGUUCAACCAGUCAUGCCAGUGUGCUGCUGGUUUUACAGGUGUUCACUGUGAGAUUCAGAACUCUGCCCAUUUUGUGCGGGACUCGUUCCUUCAUUUCGCCAAAUUCACCCAGCUUGUCAAUCUCUCCAUGUUGGUGUCUGCAAACUCAUCCACUGGCAUGAUCCUCUAUACACUUGAUGAUGACCUCUUGGCCUUGUACUUGGACAAAGGUCAGCUAGUUAUUCACCUGGUUGCCGAUGACCGCGACUCUAUCAGCCGGGUUGGCUACCUAGCAACUGGUGAUUGGUACCAGGUCACAGCUCUCUUUGGACAGGGAGUUUUUAAAGUCAAUUUUUCCAGUAAUUUCUCAGAAGUGACUGGAAGUGCACAGGGAACUGUGGGUAAUUCACUAGAAGUUCACACCCCACUGUUCCUGGGACAACUGCAUGACCACCCUACAGUAAACAAGUGGAGAAACAGGCUAAAUUCUACUAAUUCAUUCAGUUUCAUUGGCUGCAUCAAGAAUCUCACUAUCAACCAAUCACCAGUUGACCUGAGUACAUCAUCAGUGUCAAUUUUUGGUAAUGACCCACCUCCUGCUAUCCCAGGUUGCCCCAGGGACACUUCCUGUUCUGGGCUGCCAUGCCAAAAUGGUGGCCAGUGUCACGCAGACUGGAUUGCGCAUACAUGCACAUGUCCAGGAAGUUUUACUGGUGAAAAUUGUGAAAUUGCGGAGUCCGCAACAUUUAAUGGGAAAACAAGCUCCAUGGCGAUCAAUGUGAACACAACCAACAUUCCAUUUGGAGAGACUGGUUCUUUCGAAUUUAGAACAAGAAACCAGACUGUCACCCUGAUGCUGAUACAGUUCUACCAUCCCCAGACUGGUUCCCCUCAUGCCAGCUUGGAGUUCAGCCUCUACAGAACCAGUCUGCAGGUGACAUUGACCUUGACCUCAGCCUCCCAUCUGCGAUUCAUCGACACACUGUCAGACGGUGAAUGGCACACUAUUUUCUGGGUCAAAGGCCAUGACCUUUUGACAGUGUAUCAAGGGUUAAGGUCAUUGUCAUUAGAAACAAAGUUCAGUGUUUUCCAGUAUCAACCUGUUGUGAGAGUGUUUGCAGCGGGAAAACCUUUUCAACCAGGAAACACAUGGUCAUCAGUUGGUCUUAUGCAAGGUUGUAUUCGAAAUAUCACAUUCAACAACAAAGGAAUCCACUUUCUGGAUAUUAAUGGCUCCAUUACUCUUACUACAAAUAACAACAGUUUAGGGAAUUCAGCUGACGUUACUAUAAGUAGCCGUGACAUCAUCAAAGGAUGUCAUGGUGUUGAUUCGUGUAACCUUGAACCUUGUAAAGGUCAUGCAGAGUGUAGGGAUACAUGGAAUGCUAGGGAGUGCACUUGCAUAGCUGGAUGGGAAGGGAUUUCAUGCAAUGAAAGUAUGAAUGACUGUGUGAAUAAAAAUUGCAACCAUGGCAACUGUAUUGAUGGUCACAUGACGUACACAUGCAAGUGUGAUGAAGGUUACAUAGGGAAAUUCUGUGAUACUGUGUAUAACCCUUGUGAAAGUAAUCUUUGUGAGACAAAUACAACAGAUAAUUGUUCAUUAGUUUUCCCGUCAGGGUACAAAUGUUAUUGUAAAUCUGGAUGGACAGGUGUGAAUUGUUCUGUGGAGAUAAAUGAAUGUGAAAGUAGUCCCUGCAAAAAUGGCGGCAAGUGUAGUGAUAUUGUUAAUGCCUACAAAUGCGAAUGUUUGAGGGACUACUUUGGUACAAAUUGUGAAAAUGUGUAUAUUUGUUCGUCACAGCCAUGUUUUAAUGGAGGCACAUGCUUACCUGCAGAAGACAAUAAGAAUUAUUCGUGCCAGUGUUUGAACAGGUAUUCGGGAAGGCAGUGUCAGUCAUAUGACUUCUGUCAUGCAAACAUUUGUAAGAAUAACGCCACCUGCUUCUCAAAUGCAGAAGGAUAUGAGUGCAAGUGUAAUCUAGGUUUUUAUGGUGUGAAUUGCAAUUUUGUUGACUAUUGCGCAAGCCAGCCUUGUUCAAAUAAUGGCCAUUGUUUUAAUGACAAAAUCACAUUCCGUUGCUCAUGCUCUCAAUUAUUUUCUGGGGACACAUGUGAGAUACCUGUAAAUCACUGCGACAACAACCCCUGCAGAAACAAUGCAGUUUGCAUCUACAAUACAUCUCAGACCAAUCCUGGCUAUCUGUGCAAGUGUUCCAAUGGUUUUGCAGGAAGCUUUUGUGAGAUUGAUGUAAAUGAAUGUUUAUCGAACCCGUGUUUAAAUGGUGCUAAGUGUGUGGAGAGUAAUCAGACACCUUGGAAAUUUUUCCCAGGGUUCCACUGUGAUUGUCAUGGUGGUUACCGUGGUGAUUUUUGUGAACAAGAAAUAAAUGAGUGUGAAAGUUCACCUUGUAAGAACAAUGGAACAUGUAUUGAUCAGUUGAACGCAUUUCUUUGUAAUUGUUUGACAGGAUUUCAUGGUGUGUUUUGCGAAAUUGACAGGCGAGGUUGUUCCUCAAAUCCGUGCCAGAAUAAUGCUCAAUGCUUAUCGAAUUCUGUAACAAAUCCAGCAUUUCAGUAUACUUGUUUGUGUGCAAAAGGAUUUAUGGGUGCUGCUUGCGAAACAAAUAUUGACGACUGUAUUCAGCACAAGUGCAAAAAUGGUGCUCAGUGUGUGGAUAGUGUAGACGCUUACAUUUGCAAUUGCUUGCCAGGGUAUGACGGGAUAUUUUGCGAAGAUGUCAAAGAUGCCUGCUUUAGCCAGCCAUGUGCAAACGGGGGCAAAUGCGUGUAUCAAGGCUUGUGUAGCUGUCAGGAAGUUGUGAAGACCUGCGGAUGGCACAACGAGACCUGUCAAGUGACUUUGUGUAAGCAGCUGGAGAACUGCACAACUUUCACAGUACCUUAUAGGUGUAAUUGUAGUAACACAGGAUUUCAAGGUGGUACCUGUAAUGUGGAUACAGACGAAUGUGUAGGGAAUGAAUUUGCGUGUGAGCAUGGUGGAAUAUGUGUUAACACGCUGGGAAAUUACACCUGCGAUUGUGCGAGGACUGGGUUCAAAGGGCAGAGGUGUGAAAUUGACAUUGAUGAGUGUUCAGGAGUGAAUCCAUGCUUUAACCAAGGUGUUUGCGAGAAUUUUGCAGGGUCAUUUGGGUGUCGCUGUGUGGCGGGGUGGGAGGGUCAGACAUGUGGUCAACUGGUCAACAACUGUGUCAAUAUGCCGUGUAAAAAUGACGGCAUAUGUGUAAACACAGUGUCAGGCUUCUUGUGUGACUGUCUCAGAACUGGCUUCCAGGGGAAAACAUGUGAAAUGAACAUAAAUGAUUGCAUAGGCAAUCCAUGUCUGAACAAUGGCCGCUGUCUAGACGGGGUCAACUCGUACACAUGUGACUGCAAUGGUACUGGUUACCAUGGUGACAGAUGUGAACAGGAAGUCAACGAAUGUGCCAGUAGUCCGUGCAUCAACAACUCCACCUGCAGGGAUUUAGGGCUGAAGUUUGAGUGCAUCUGCACUGCAGGUUUUCAUGGGACACAUUGUGAUGAAGACAUCGAUGAAUGUGCCUCCAGCAGUCACGAGUGUUUCAAGGGCUCCGCUUGUCAGAACACUGUUGGGUCAUACACGUGCGUUUGCAGCGAUACGCAGUCUGGAAGAUUCUGCCAGAUAGCUGCCAAACAAAAUGGAGAUCCGUCUGGGGACAACAACACGGGCAUUAUUAUAGCAUCUGUUAUCAUUGUGAUAAUCAUUGUCCUGAUAUUGGUCGUAUAUGUUUUAUGGUACCUGCGGAAGUCAAGACGGUUAAAGGGCCAGUACAAGCCUUCCCACAUUGAACAGAAUGGGCCCGGUGUGGCCCCCAGUAUUCCUUUAGACAAGAUGUUUGACAACUCCCACGGGGAGAGGCUUAUUUGACAAGACUCUGGGGGUGGGGAUGAUGUGUCCAUGAAAACAUAUACAUUCCUGUAAUUACCUGCCAAAACCUAUACAUUCCUGUAAUUACCUGCCAAAACCUAUACAUUUCUGUUAUUGCAUGCAAAAACCUAUACAUUCUUGUAAUUACAUGCACAAGCUUAUACAUAUCUGUCAUUACAUGAAAAAGACUAUACAUUCCUGUAAUUGCAAACUCAAAUCUAUCCAUUCCUGUAAAUGCAUACACAAACUAUCCAUUCCUGUAAAUACAUACAAAAACUUAUACAUUAUAAUAAUUCCUGUAAAUGCAUGCAAAAACUUGUACAUUCCUCUACAUGCAUGCAAAAAUCUAUACAUUCCUGUAAAUGCAUGCACAAAUGUAUACAUUCCAUUCAUUUGUUGUGUUCUAAAAACCUUUACAUUUAAGUAAUAUUUUGGGUGAAUGCAUUCCUAAAACUGCAUUUCAGUUAAAACCUUUAAAAUAAGAUAAAUAUAUUAUUUAAUCUGAGAUUUUAAUGAAAACCUAUUUUCUUAUUGUUAAUGAAAUUUUCAUGAAAACAUUUUUGUAAUUGAUAUUUCUAUAAAAAACAUGGUAAAAUGUUCAUGUAAACUAAACUCAUAACUGCAGCUAUAAUUGGUAAAUGCUAUGAAAACUAGUAUCAUCCAGGGUCAUACACUUGAUUUAUUUGUUAAAACCUAUAUAUUUAAUACAUUUCUGUUAUUUAUAUCUCCAUUAUGGUUUGGAUUUAAGUUUUGUGUUGUCGCUAUGUUUGACCAUGCUACAAAAACGUAUACACUUUGUCCAUGAAUGUCUAGACAUUUCUGUAAUUGUACAUAUAUACAUACAUGUUACCAUAGUUACAUUUCAAUAUACACAUGUUCAUUGUUUUUGAAAUUUCCUACAUAGCAAAGCUGUUAUUUUUUGUAUGUUUUAAUGUCAUAAAUAUAAUACUUUCAACUCUUCCUAAGGGUAGAGUUGUAACAAUUAAAUUUAAAAAAAUCGCUCUUAAUAAAACAUGAUUAAUAGGAGUUUUUAUUUUCAAGUGAUAUUAAAAUUUCCAAUGUUUUAUGUGGACGGAUAAUGUCACCGCUCACCGUAAGAGACUGUCAACAACUUUUACAGAUACAGUUAUCAUGCCUUUUAGUUUUCACAAUACCAACUAGUAGUUUAUCAUAUAUCAAGAAGAUAGCUACAUAAUUAAGUGGUCCAUCUUUGGAAGAAAGUUUCACUUAUUUGACUGAAAAUAAAUUACUUGUAAUGAAACUGAGUUUAUUUUUAUUUUAAUUUUAGCUACGAUCUUAUGAUAAAGAAAACAGUUGAUGAGUCUAGAAAUUAUGAUCAUAAUAAAUUGAGAUUUUCUCUACAUGUAUUUGUAAACAAAUUUUACUUGAUGAUUAUAUAUUCUGUGUUUGAGAUUUGCUGUUAAAAUAUACUGGGUUUUGUUUUUUAAUGCAAAUUCCCUACUGUUCAUAUUCUAUACAAAAAUGACCCUUUAAAACAUAACAUAAUUGUAUAAUCGAGAAACAAGAAGUCUUAUGCACUUCAUAAUAGAGAUAUUGUUCAUAGUGACAUAAAAGUGAAAACUACAAAUAAAUUCAAAUAUGUAUAGCCCUCUAAUAAAUUGUAUCUAUAGUCAUACCUUUAAAAUGAUAAUUGACAGUAAAUGUCUGAUUUUUUUAUUUAACUGCAUAUAAAAUUUUAAUUACAUCAUUUUAUAAAGAAUUCCAAAUGUUCUAGACAUUAGAAAAUUAAUCUACAAGAGCAAAAGUAGUAUUUUGUUUGUGAAUAUAUUAUUUGAAGUUAUAUAACUUUUCAUAUCAUCUCAAAGUGAAUAUUUGUUGAUGGGGUAUUGGUAGUUGUUAAAUAUUUAUAGUUUUAUUUGAGCUUUUUGAUUAUUUGAGUCCUGUUUCAAACUCACAUAUUAUAACAGGUUACACGCUUUGUCUGGAACAGAGACAUACUUUCAUAUACAUGUAUUGCUUUUUCUUAUUUAUGUAAUUAUUAUAAACAAUUUUAACAAUAUUAUUUAUUUCCCCACCCCCAGUUUUCGGUUAUUAUGUAUGUAUACUUUUUCUCAUCACAGUGUAAUACACAGUCAUUUUCUCUAUGAUUAUUUGUGUGCACGUGUUUAUUUUUUGCUUCGUGUAAAAGCAACAAGUUUACAGACUUUAAUUUAGUUAGUUAGUAUUAUGAGCAAUUUAUGACAAUUGAUUGAGCAUUUUCAAAUGAAAACGUGUAUAAUCAUUGAUAGUUGGCAUGUAUAACUAUGUAGUAAAUAUGUCCAGAUGUGUUCGAAUUAAACGUAUUAAUUUUAUAGACGAUGCUUAUAGUUAAAUUAUCUCCUAUUGAACAUUUUUCGUUUUUUGUAUUUUCAUAAAAACAGUUGAGAAAUCCAUAUAUAAAAAAAUGGAAGUUACUGAACUCAUUUCUGAUGUAUAGACAGAUUUCAUGUAUACAUGUAGGUCUAAAUGAGGUUUUGAAAACGACACCAAAUACAGUUUCAACUUUCAUUUCGUUUAUGUUGAGUAAAAAAGAUAAACUUCAUUUUUAAUCUGUUACUAUUAACCCAUUCCCACUUAGAGGCAAAAUGAAAAUGGCGAAGUGCAAACAGCAUAACACCAGAACAGCCUGCAAGUAACUCGUAGUCUGUUCAGGUUUUAUGCUGUUUGCUGCUCAUCAUUUACUAAAGGUUGAAAAUUAACCCUUUAAAACUUGAAUCUAGUUUUUAAAUUAAAUGUAACUUUCUAAGGGACUACAAAUGUGUCAAACUACGUAUCUAAGUGGUAAAGGGUUAUCUUAAUUUGCAAUAAAGGGUUUGUGAUAACAGAUUUAUCAGAAAAUAUCUGUAAAAAAGAUAUUUAGUGUAUAUUCCGACUAUGAAAUAAUGGUAAAAAAUUUGCAUUUCUGAAUAAUUAAAUUGAAAACAAAG